AUGGUUGAAGCCAAUACCGAGGAGAUGCCCUCCUCAAAUGGCCUCGAUUGGGAUAAGUUGUUUAAAAUGGCUGAAGAUUUGGAUCUAGAUGAAGUUACUCGUGGUCCCAUAGAGAAUGCCUUAGUGCACUUGGCUAAAAGCCCAGAAAAUAUCCCAAAAAUUGCGAAAAUGCAUGAAAAAAACUUCCACAAAACAAUCGAAAACAAGGGUGGCCUGGCUCCGCUCACGCCAUCCUCCUUUUAA
Molecule: messenger RNA, 243 nt
Organism: Strongylus vulgaris
Lineage: Eukaryota; Metazoa; Nematoda; Chromadorea; Rhabditida; Strongylidae
Source: the annotation of a GenBank genome assembly